Molecule: messenger RNA, 1152 nt
Organism: Diuraphis noxia (Russian wheat aphid)
Lineage: Eukaryota; Metazoa; Arthropoda; Insecta; Hemiptera; Aphididae
Gene: Art1
Product: arginine methyltransferase 1
Biological process (GO): peptidyl-arginine methylation, to asymmetrical-dimethyl arginine; chromatin remodeling
Cellular component (GO): nucleus
Molecular function (GO): protein-arginine omega-N asymmetric methyltransferase activity; protein-arginine omega-N monomethyltransferase activity; histone methyltransferase activity
Source: RefSeq, a predicted model, not a curated record
AUGUCUCAAAUUGAAACGACUGUCGUGAGUAAUACCAAUACUAAAAUCGAUCCCAUGGAAGUAAUAAUGGAUAAUAAUGUUGUUGAUGAUGUUGCUGAAACAUCCUCUGCAUUAGCUGUAUCUAAUGGAUUAAAAAAUAGAUCUGUAAAUGUAAGUGAAAUGACUUCAAUGGACUACUAUUUUGAUUCAUAUGCUCAUUUUGGUAUACAYGAAGAGAUGCUUAAGGACGAAGUACGAACUCUCACAUAUAGAAAUUCUAUGUAUUACAAUAAACAUUUACUUAAGGGUAAAAUUGUGUUAGAUAUUGGUUGUGGCACUGGAAUUUUAUCUAUGUUUGCUGCUAAAGCUGGUGCAGCCAAAGUAAUAGGUGUAGAGUGUUCCAACAUUGUAGAAUAUGCUAAACAAAUUGUAGCAGAUAACCAUUUAGACCAUAUUGUAACAAUAAUCAAAGGAAAAGUUGAAGAAAUAGAGUUACCUGAUGGUAUUACCAAGGUAGAUAUUAUUAUAUCAGAAUGGAUGGGCUAUUGUUUAUUUUAUGAGUCUAUGUUGGAUACUGUACUUUAUGCAAGAGACAAGUGGUUAAAAGAAGAUGGAAUGCUGUUUCCUGAUCGUGCAAAUUUAUUCAUAACUGGUAUUGAAGAUAGACAAUAUAAAGAUGACAAAAUUAACUGGUGGGAAAAUGUGUAUGGAUUUAACAUGAGUGCCAUACGUAAUGUUGCUAUAAGUGAACCAUUAGUAGACUGUGUAGAACCUAAGCAGGUUGUAACAAAUUCAAGUUUGUUGAAAGAAGUAGAUUUGUAUACAGUAAAAAAAGAAGAUUUAACGUUUACUGCUCCAUUUAAUCUUCAAGUCCGUCGCCAAGAUUAUGUGCAUGCAUUAGUUACUUAUUUUACUGUUGAGUUUACCAAAUGUCAUAAACGUAUAGGCUUUUCAACAGCUCCAGAAUCACCUUAUACUCAUUGGAAACAAACAGUGUUCUACCUGGAUAACUAUUUAACUGUGAAAAGAAAUGAUGASGUGUAUGGCACUUUUUCAAUGUGUCCUAAUGAACGCAACACUCGAGAUAUGGACUUUGUUAUUGACAUCGAAUUUAAAAAUGAUGUUAACGAUGUGACCGAAUCUAAUAAAUACCGUAUGCGUUGAUAGCAUUAA